Messenger RNA from Hypoxylon trugodes, 2588 nucleotides. Its product is annotated as FAD binding domain-containing protein. The record is from RefSeq and is a predicted model, not a curated record. Gene Ontology annotation, molecular function: oxidoreductase activity, acting on the CH-CH group of donors. The coding region runs from base 353 to 2050 and encodes 565 amino acids. NCBI's taxonomy places the organism in Eukaryota, Fungi, Ascomycota, Sordariomycetes, Xylariales, Hypoxylaceae. The transcript has a single exon.
AACGUCUAUAUGUAUCUGCCAGGAGGGAAUCUGUAGUCUAAAUAGCGGGGUUACUGAUUUAACUCGUGUUGCGACGGCCUGUCCCGUCCCCAGCCACCGGGGUACAUACGCUAAAUGUUAGGUAGCCUGCUAGGGACCUACGUUCGCUACCUCGGCCGAAAUCCUACAUCUACAUCUUCCACCCUCAGGCAUACGUUCCCAGCAAUCCUCCAUCAAUUCAUGCGCACUCACUACAAACCCAAUGUGAACUUCUUAUAUGUAGUAGGCGAGUAAGUACCUUCCUACCUACACCCAUCCAAGCCGAUGAAUCCGGAUAUAUAGGGAGAAGUACAACGCCCUAAAACAAUCCACAAUGGCAGAACAAAAAGCCCCAGUAAUCAUCAUCGGAGGCGGCCUAGCCGGUCUAGUCGCCGCCUUCGAGCUUUCACAACGCGGCGUGCGCACGCUCAUCAUCGACCAAGAAGGCGAGCAGAAUCUAGGGGGACAAGCAUUUUGGUCGCUUGGUGGGAUUUUCUGUGUUGAUUCCACCGAACAGCGACGUAUGGGGAUUAAAGACAGUCGCGCGCUUGCGUUUCGUGAUUGGCUUGGCUCGGCGCGAUUUGAUCGCUUAGAUGGUGAAGAUAUCUGGCCACGGCGCUGGGCGGAGGCGUUUGUGGAUUUUGCGACGGAUGGUAUGGAGAAGUAUCUUAAGGACCGCGGCGCGGGGUUUUUAAUGAAUGUUGGGUGGGCUGAGAGGGGCGAUGGGACGGCUGAUGGUCAUGGGAAUUCGGUGCCGAGGUUUCAUAUUACUUGGGGUGCUGGGCCGGAGGUCGUGCGGGUAUUCGCGGAGCCUGUUAGGGAGGCCGAGAAGAAUGGGAUUGUGGAGUUCAAAUUUAGGCACAGGGUGGAUGAAUUACUAGUCGACGAAAAUGGAAGGGCGUCUGGUGUCCGAGGUAAAAUCCUGGAGGAAGACCCAUCACCGAGAGGAGUCAAGACAUCGAGGACGGAGAUCGGUGACUUCGAACUGCACGGCGCGGCGGUGGUCGUCUCAUCCGGAGGCAUCGGAGGAAAUGUGGAGGCGGUGAAAAAGGCGUGGCCACUAGAUCGUCUGGGUCCCAAGGUCCCAGAGAACUUCGUCAUUGGUGUCCCUGCGCAUGUUGAUGGUCGGAUGGUAGGAAUUGCGGAAGCUGCCGGCGCGCAUUUCGUCAAUCGCGAUAGGAUGUGGCAUUAUACUGAAGGCCUUCAAAAUUGGAAUCCUAUUUGGCCGGGUCAUGGAAUCCGAGUCCUGCCUGCACCGUCGUCGUUGUGGCUAGAUGCGAACGGAAAGAGACUGCCACCAUUCCUAUAUCCAGGUUCCGACACGUUAGCGACACUCAAGUACAUCUGCAGCACGGGUUACGACUACACUUGGUUCAUCCUCGACCAAACUAUUAUCGCGCGGGAAUUCGCGCUCUCAGGUUCAGAGCAGAACCCAGACUUAACGGCGAAGAGUGUUUGGCAACUCCUUAAGAAUCGUAUCUUCAGCUCCAAGGGCACGGUACCAGUCCAAAAUUUCCAGAAGUACGGCAAAGACUUUGUGGUGCGCGACAACCUCGAGGACCUAAUUGACGGCAUGAAUGAGCUAGCGAAGUCCGUCAACGGGCCAUUACUUGAUCCAAAGUCUAUUAGGGAAGUUGUAGAAACACGCGACGGCCAGAUGGAUAAUGACUACUGCAAAGACGCACAGGCGAUGCUCAUUCGGAACGGUCGCAAUUACUGGCCUGACAAACGCAGUCGCGUAGCUCCGCCGCACAAACUUCUAGAUCCAAACCAUGGCCCGUUGAUUGCCGUGCGCAUGAAUUUGCUCACACGCAAGACACUAGGCGGUCUUGAGACAAAUUUGGAGAGCAAUGUGAUGAAGGAGAAUGGCGAAAAGUUCCCGGGUCUCUACGCGGCUGGUGAGGCUGCUGGAUUUGGCGGAGGUGGCGUUCACGGAUAUAACUCGCUCGAAGGAACUUUCCUUGGGGGUUGCAUAUUUUCCGGUAGAGCAGCUGGGAGAGCUAUAGCUGAUGAACUGCUUGGUCCUGCUUGAGACUAUCUACUGAGAACGUAGGUAGUGGCUUUACACCAGUGGGUCCUCAGACUCCCAGGCUAUGGCAGUUGAGCGCUCCUUCUAUUUGUACGUGUAUAUUCUUGGGCGAAAGUGUAACUCAAUGUAUUCUCUAUACAUGUAUGCGAUACAUUCCUCUCACGUUAAGCCCUCCCUUGGCGACUUCGACAUCCACCUACUCGAGUGCGGUGUAGGUGCCCCUUCCUAGUCCUUAUAGUUUUCUGCAGACCCAACUUUCUAAAAACGCUAGUCUAGGAAGCCAUUGGUGAUAUCAACCCAGUAGGAAUUGGUCAUCUUAGAGAAGGGACUUCUAGUUGUAUGCUUAUCAAGAUUCCCGUAGUGAUUACAAGUCCCUCUCGUAUAAGCGUCGUGACUUCCAGCCUAUCGUUAGUUUCGCGAUGAGCUUGAUUCUUGGAUAAUAGGCGCUGAUGUAGCUCCUUCAGCUGCUGCUCGUCAUUACUAUCUAACAAGAAUUAGCUGUAGGACGAUGUCUUAUUCACAAAAAGUAUGCUUGGCGAUG